GAAAUAGUGAAUCGAGAGUAGGGAGUGGGGAAUGCAAGCAAGAAGCUAUAGGAUAUAGGAACCAACACAGAAAGUGAAUUCAAGAGUCGCGCAUUUACAAAAGUACUUUGGGUGUGCUUGAAAUAAAAAAUAUUCAGACAGGUACAAUCUUAACAACCGGUUCCAAUUGACCAUAAUCACUAAGUGUGGUAACCAAUUACUGUUUGCUGAGAACAGUGUUGUGCUAUUGUAUUGUCGACAAAAUACGGAGUCGGUCGGAAUCGCCAACACGCGCAUACAGUGCUAUAUAGCAAACAACGAGGAGUCGCAUCAACGAAAACGCAAAAUGCCGGAAAACGCACACCAUAUGAACGGUUAUGCUAACGGGCACACGCCACCCGAACUACAACAAGACACGAGCUUUCUCUUCACCUCCGAAUCUGUGGGUGAGGGCCAUCCAGAUAAAAUGUGUGACCAAAUUAGUGAUGCCAUACUUGAUGCACAUCUUCAACAAGACCCAGAUGCCAAAGUGGCAUGUGAAACUGUGACAAAAACUGGUAUGGUUCUUUUAUGUGGAGAAAUUACAUCAAAAGCUGUUGUAGAUUAUCAAAAAAUUGUUCGUGAUACAGUAAAUCAUAUUGGUUAUGAUGACUCAUCAAAGGGAUUUGAUUGGCGUACAUUGAAUCUUUUGGUGGCGAUCGAGCAACAGUCCCCAAAUAUUGCUGACGGUGUACACGUGGACAGAGACGAACACGACGUGGGUGCAGGUGAUCAGGGACUGAUGUUCGGUUAUGCAACAGAUGAAACCGAAGAGUGUAUGCCAUUGACGGUGGUACUGGCUCACAAAUUAAAUCAAAAAAUUGCUGAACUCAGGCGAAGUGGUGAUCUUUGGUGGGCCCGACCUGAUUCCAAAACUCAGGUUACCUGCGAAUAUAUUAUGGAACAUGGAGCUUGUGUGCCUAUCCGGGUUCAUACUGUUGUUGUUUCCUUACAACAUAGUGAAAAAGUUGCUCUUGAAGAAUUGCGUAAAGUCAUAAUGGAAAAAGUUAUAAAAGAUGUCAUUCCAGCACGAUAUCUCGAUGAAAAAACCAUCUUCCACGUCAAUCCUUGCGGUCUAUUUAUAAUUGGCGGACCACAGAGUGAUGCUGGGUUGACUGGUCGUAAAAUCAUAGUAGAUACAUAUGGAGGAUGGGGUGCUCAUGGUGGUGGAGCUUUCUCUGGCAAAGAUUUCACCAAAGUUGAUAGAUCUGCUGCAUAUGCUGCUAGGUGGGUAGCCAAAUCAUUAGUCAAAGCUGGUCUUUGUAGGCGAUGUUUAGUACAAGUAUCUUAUGCCAUUGGAGUCGCUGAGCCUUUAUCUAUUACUGUAUUUGAUUAUGGUACAUCAAAGCUCUCGCAAAACCAAUUGUUAGAUAUAGUCAAUAAAAAUUUUGACUUACGUCCAGGAAAAAUUGUUAAGGAACUCAAUCUUAGGAAUCCAGUUUAUCAAAAAACAAGCACGUAUGGGCACUUUGGAAGAGAUUGCUUUACCUGGGAACAACCGAAACCAUUGAAUAUCGAUUGAUGAGACUCUUGUUCUAGAAUUAUUUGAUAUUUUGGAUUAAGAAUGCCUAUUUGUUACUUAUCCAAUCUGAUUUCUACAAAUUUUUUUCAGCUUUAUUUUACUUUUAUUUCAAAGUUCCUUUUCUUGUCUUUCUACUACAAAUAUUUCAUGUCACUUAUAACUUUCCUACGUGAAAACUUCCUUCUAACAAAUACAUACAUAAAAUUAAGAUGAUAAUAUUACAUAGAAAAUCAGACUCCAUUGAUAAAGCAUGGUACAGAAAACUUUAUUAGCUUCAAUACAUCUUUCAAUAAUAUUAUUAUUCGAACAUUACGUACGGAAUACAUUGUAUAAAAGAUAAACACGUUAUUUGGGAAAUUAAUUUGAAGAUUUGUUAUUAAAUUAUUAAUGGAGAAAGAUUCAUAUACCAAACACGAUACAAUUCAAAGCAGUGAUUUGUACUAAGAUUCUCCUCUAAAUGACUUCGUUUUUACAAGUUAAACUAAAAAGCGGGAGACAUGUAACAUUCAGUCAUAUAAAUACCGUUAACGUUAAGUUACGUUAUUUUCUUCAGUUUUUUUAUAAGAACAUACAUGAAUAUGACACAUAUAAUAGUAGAUAAAAGACUUCAACAUUCGUGAACGAAACUACAUUAUUCGGUAAUUUCGGUAUAGUUUAUGUUUUAAUAAUUCUUUCAACAAAAGAUAUGAAAUUGGCCAAAAAAGGAUAAUGCAAAUUGUCCUUUCAAAUAAUUUUUCUUUGAUAAUCAUUCAUAAUUUUAUCACAUUUAUGAUAUAUCAUUCAUUUUUAAUCAAAGAGUAUCGUGAGAAAGUAUGCAAUUUACAUGUCAAACAAUUGGUAUUUCAUACUAAUAAAAACGUAUUUUUAAAAAUAUUACCAUUAUUUUGAAACGAGAUAAGUAUUCGAGUAAUGUAGAAUUUUACUUGAAGAACAUUUUAAUGACUGUAUAAACGCACAUUGCUUUUUUCAUGUUUUUAUUCAAAACAGGCUUCAUUUUUUUUACAGUUAUAUAAAAACUUAUAUUUGAUUUCGGAUGGAGUGGUAUUGGAUAUUUUUAAGAUAAAUAUGUUCAGUAUAAUAAGUUAAAUCUUCCGAUAAAAAUAGUAUUGUUAGUUAAAAUUUGAAAAAUUGUGGCAACAAAUAGUAAUCUAAGUAGUUUAUCACCUAUAACAGUUGAUAAAUUAGUUGAACAAGGUUUUGUUUUUAUUGUUCUUACAUUUAUGCUUGAUUAAUUAGAGGGAACAAAUUAGAAGAAUAAUUUCCCGGAUGACGCGAUUUAUCGUUCUUCAGUCUUGCAGUUAUUAUCAUCUGUCCCCCCUCCCCUUCUUCCUCCCUUGUAAAAAUGUAAAAUAGCGCUGAAACUACAAUUGUAAAAUAAAAGUUGUCAUGAAAUCAAAAUAGUCCCGCACUUAGUUGCCAUGAUUUUUCAUAAAUACUUUACCAAGAAUGAAUUUUAAAUCAGUAGAUAUAUACAAUUUGUAAAUCAUUCAAUUAUUUUACUAUCAGCAACAAAAUCAAAUUACGAAUUCAAUUAAUUAACUCCUCAAUAUUCAAUCAUAUUUUAUUGAAAUUAAUAUUUAAUAUGUCCACGCAAUGUAUGGGUUAAAAAAUACUCAGAACUUUGCUAACAUAAAAUUCAAUUAUUUAUAGUGUUUUAUAAGCAAUUGUAAAUGAAAAUUAACGAUAAUACGUGAUUUCAAUGCUCUUAUUAUUAAUACAAUAUAUCAUUUCUAGUAUGUAAAUAAUGAAAAUGCAAAUAACAUAAUUUUACAGCGCAAUUUUUGAAAAAAUACAAUGCAUUAAUUCCUGCAUUUUCAAAAUCGAUGUAAAACUUACAGACAAUAAAUGAAAGA
This is a messenger RNA of Phymastichus coffea, 3393 nucleotides long. It is a transcript of the gene Sam-S, whose product is annotated as S-adenosylmethionine synthase. The record is from RefSeq and is a predicted model, not a curated record. Gene Ontology annotation, cellular component: cytosol. Bases 326 to 1540 code for a protein of 404 amino acids. Gene Ontology annotation, biological process: S-adenosylmethionine biosynthetic process. Lineage: Eukaryota; Metazoa; Arthropoda; Insecta; Hymenoptera; Eulophidae. Gene Ontology annotation, molecular function: methionine adenosyltransferase activity; ATP binding. The transcript is spliced from 9 exons.